Durio zibethinus is the source of this 1651-nucleotide messenger RNA. Lineage: Eukaryota; Viridiplantae; Streptophyta; Magnoliopsida; Malvales; Malvaceae. The record is from RefSeq and is a predicted model, not a curated record.
AGUGCUUUCUUUUUGAAAUGAACGUUUCUUCGGUUCAGAAGCUUUGCAUUCAUUUAAUUUCUUCUGCAUUUCAAAGAUGCCGUUUAUCCGAAGAUCUUUGCAGAUUAUCAGUCGUUCUCAAGAGCUCUCCAUCUACUCCUCCUGUCAUUCGAGUUUCAAUAUCAGAUACGGGAAUCGCUAGUUGCUUGGAGGAGUUUCAGGACCUGAAGUACAGUAGAGAAAGCAUUGGAAACGAAAAGUGGGAUGGGUUGCUUUCUGUCAAAACUACUGGCAUUAGUGAUAAUGAGAUAUAUCAUUAUCGCAUAAAUAUUAGGGAAAGUGUUUCAGCCAGAAGGCUCACUAGGCUGCCUUCAAAUCCUAAGAAUGGGGCGAAAUUCAGUGGUACUGAAGUAUAUCUGUCCAUCUCUGAUACCAUUGAUUCUUUGCUGGCAGAGAUCAACCACUUCUUUCAAAAGAUACUCAUUCUAAAGAUCCCAAGUGUAGCUGCUGAACUGGUGAUUGAUAGAGGGGAUGGUCCAGGAUUGCGAUGUGAAAAUGUCUUUUUAACGAAUGAAUGCAGUCGUUUGCACUUUCCAACCUCAAAUGUUGAAAAGCUAAAGUCAGGCCUUGAAGCAUAUGUUUUAAAGCAUGGAAAUAGCUUAAACAAUAAAUGUGACUCUUGCUUCUGCAGUAGGGAGCAACUUAAGAUCGGUAGUGGAGUAGCAUGCAGCAUGGGAAGCCACAGGAGUUCUGGACUAACGAUGGAAGCAGUAAUUGUAAUAAGUGAAUUUUCUGAGUCUCCUUGCUGCAGGUCAUGCAGCAAUAAAACAGAGGUUCUGCAUUUUAAAGACUUCUUACCAUGUACAGUAUCCCAACCAUCCCUCAAGGCAUUGACUAGCAUCGACUGGAAAAGUUAUGGGUUAACUUUGGGGAGUGUUGUGGAUGAAGUUGACCAUGCAUUGGUGGAGUGGGAAAGUUUACCCCCUUAUCUCCGUAUUGAUAUGGUUCUGCACUACUAUCAUAAACAAUAUCCAAUCCUAUGUUAAAUGGUCAUGAUAUUGCCAGGAAAGUAUAAAACUCAACCUGAUCGAAAUCUUAUUAGAAAGGCAGUCAAGCUUGCAUUGGAUGAUUUGAAGCAGAAACACACAGGAAUUCUUCUCAGUGCACAAGCUGUGAAGAUUUGCAGAUAUGCGCCAGACCUUGCAAGCACAAUUGCUGGCCUCAUCUUGUCAUCUAAUGACUCGGAAUUCCGAAGCGAAUGUAUGUCACUACUUGGAUUAUUUCAGUCUCAAGAGAUCGGAGGGGAAACCAUUGAAGAUUGUAUCAAGGAAAAGAUAAUCUCAGUCAUAGAGACUAACGAUAGGAAGCCCGAGAAAAGCAAAGAGGCUGCACCUUUUCUUUUUGAAGAUGACUGUACGAAAGACCCAUACUUUGAGGAAUAUGAAGAAGAUGAGGAUGUUUUUCGUUCCCCAGAUUGAUUGAUUUCUUGUACUUUAUCCUUACGCAUUUAACCAAUUCCUGAGACUUCCACUAAUCCAUGAGAAUUCUGCAUCUCUGUUAAUUGUAUAUAAGGUGUCAAUAUAAUAAUAUACGAAUAUUAUUAAGAGAGAUGCAGUUUGUAUCUGAGGUAUAUGAAGAAGUUUACAUUUUAGUCCCAACCAUUGCCAUGAUU